GGCCUGAUCUACCGCCCCCUCUCGCUAGGAUCGUUUGGUUGCCUGGGCUGCUCCCAAGAAGGCCAGCCAGCCCGGUGGCUGCCAUGCUCUGGCUAGGCCAGCUUUGCGCUUUGCACGCGCUUUGCCCCGGCGGGCAGCUCCAGGUUGCAAGCAGGAGCGCUGCGUUCAGGGAAGCGGCUACCAGCUGCCUCCAAGCGGCGGGGGCUGGAGCCGGGCUCCUAAGCGGCCAGGUGCAUCUCAGCCCGGCGGCCCAGAACCAGGGUCCGCGCAGGAGGCACUCAUGGGGCAGCCGCCGGCUCCACCGCCUCUCGAGCAUAUCGCCGCUGCAAAGCCCCGUUCGCUUCUUGUUCCCGGCGGCCGGGGCUGAUCCCCGCUCUAGAGAAAGCGAGCCGCUGCUGCUGCUGUUGUUGAUACGGCCUCCUAAACAGCUAGAAGGUGAGGCGGCCGGUCCCCUUCGGCUGCGCUCCGAGAUAACACUGCAAGCGACCGGGAGUAAGUUCUCCGCUGGUGGCGGCGGGGGAGAUAGUAGCAGCCUCGGAUCACGGAAGGAGACCAGUGGAUCUGCAGAAAACAAUCAUACACAUCCCAACCAGGAGAAUGGGAAGAAACCAAACAAAUCCCAGCAGCUGAAGAAAGUUUUUAAAGAAUAUGGAGCUGUAGGAGUUACAUUCCAUGUUGGGAUUUCUUUGGUAUCUCUGGGAAUGUUUUAUCUGGCUGUAUCAAGUGGAGUGGACAUGACUGCCAUCCUCUUCAAGUUGGGAUUUGAUGAAGCUCUUGUACAAUCCAAGUUAGCUGCCGGGACAAGUGCUUUCGUCUUGGCCUAUGCUAUCCACAAACUGUUUGCUCCAGUCCGAAUCAGCAUCACCUUAAUCUCUGUGCCGUUACUUGUCCGAUAUUUUCGGAAAAUAAGUUUCUUCAAACCUCCAGCUCCAAACCCAUGAUUAAAAUCCUUGGGAGAAAAAAGGCUGCCACGUCACUUCUUAAUAUAAACCUUUUUAAAAUA
Molecule: messenger RNA, 1003 nt
Organism: Rhineura floridana
Lineage: Eukaryota; Metazoa; Chordata; Lepidosauria; Squamata; Rhineuridae
Gene: MIMS2
Product: family with sequence similarity 210 member B
Exons: 3
Coding region: 84-941 (285 amino acids)
Cellular component (GO): mitochondrion
Source: RefSeq, a predicted model, not a curated record